Nothobranchius furzeri (turquoise killifish) is the source of this 958-nucleotide messenger RNA. It is a transcript of the gene copz1, whose product is annotated as COPI coat complex subunit zeta 1. Gene Ontology annotation, cellular component: COPI vesicle coat. Gene Ontology annotation, biological process: intracellular protein transport; intra-Golgi vesicle-mediated transport; retrograde vesicle-mediated transport, Golgi to endoplasmic reticulum. Lineage: Eukaryota; Metazoa; Chordata; Actinopteri; Cyprinodontiformes; Nothobranchiidae. The record is from RefSeq and is a predicted model, not a curated record.
AGUUGUUAAUAAAGUUUGUUUAAAAAAGUCAACAGUGACGUAAUCCUUGCUCUUACGCACGACGUAAGAUGCUGGAAUUGAUUGUAGGCUAGUGUUAGCCGUGUAGCUGGUUUGCCAACAAGAAAGAAAAUGGACUCGCCUAUCCUGGAACCCUCUUUGUAUACGGUCAAAGCUGUUCUGAUUCUGGACAAUGACGGAGACAGGCUUUAUGCCAAGUAUUAUGACGACACAUAUCCGACGGUGAAGGAGCAAAAGGCGUUUGAGAAGAACAUAUUCAACAAAACACACAGAACAGACAGUGAGAUUGCAUUACUGGAAGGCCUAACUGUUGUCUACAAGAGCAAUAUAGAUCUCUUCUUUUAUGUCAUCGGAAGUUCACAUGAAAAUGAGCUUAUGCUCAUGGCUGUUCUAAACUGCCUAUUUGAUUCCCUCAGUCAGAUGUUGAGAAAAAAUGUUGAGAGGAGAGCUCUGUUGGAGAAUAUGGAGGGACUCUUCUUGGCUGUGGAUGAAAUAGUGGAUGGGGGCGUGGUCCUGGAGAGCGACCCGCAGCAGGUUGUGCAUCGCGUGGCUCUUCGAGGUGAUGAUGUACCACUGACAGAGCAGACAGUCACCCAGGUGCUUCAAUCUGCCAAAGAACAGAUCAAAUGGUCACUUCUUCGGUAGUCAUCCUUGUACCAGCCCACCAGAGCUCACAUGACACUGAUUCUCCUCCUUUAACGUCCACCUGAGUCAAAGCUUUGAGGAGUAUUAAUGGCUGAUCCAAUCACAGUUCAGGACUGCUACAUUCUUCAACUCAGUCGUUCGUUGAAUGAUUAAAAUGAGGAUAAAACAUGUACAUUCCAUUCAUGUUCUGAUUUUUCAUUGAAGAAACUGUUUUUCUUAAAGCAGAUGAUCUACAUCAACAAGUCCUUUUGUCAUUCCAAUAAUCUCACAUAAUAAAAAUGAUCAUUUGAUCCUA